GCCGAGCGGGCGAGCGGCGGAGGCCGAGGGGCUGGUCCAGGCGCGGCCGCCGAGAGCAGAGCGAGAGGCGGGGGCUGCACUUGACAACCAGCAUGCCGACAUGGCACACUUUGUGCCCUCCCCACCUUCAAAUUGCCUCAGUUACAAAUCAGAGGGCAGGCUCGGUGACCAAGACUGGCAAACACAUUUCAAGGUCCCAUGCUGCGGGGUUGAUCCGUCUCAGCUUGAGUCAGAAGAGGCAGAAGUGGAUGUGAGAGAAAGAGACACACAGAGAGACAGAGAGCCAAAGAGGGCGAGAGACUUGACUUUAAGAGACUCCUGUACUGACAACUCCAUGCAGUUCGGAACCAGAACGACUGCGGCUGAGCCAGGGUUCAUGGGGACAUGGCAAAACGCUGAUACUAACCUCUUAUUCAGAAUGUCCCAACAGGUUCCACUGGCAUGUGCUGGCAGAGUGCUGGGUGCAGACUUUUGCCCAAACCUGGAGGAGCCAGACCAGAGGCUGGAAGUCCAGGCCAUCCGCUGCACACUGGUAAACUGCACUUGUGAGUGCUUCCAGCCGGGGAAGAUUAACCUGCGGACGUGUGAUCAGUGUAAACACGGCUGGGUGGCGCAUGCCUUGGAUAAACUCAGCACACAGCACCUAUACCACCCCACUCAAGUGGAGAUUGUGCAGUCCAAUGUGGUGUUUGACAUCAGCAGCCUGAUGCUGUAUGGGACGCAGGCGGUGCCUGUGCGGCUAAAGAUACUGCUGGACCGGCUCUUCAGUGUCCUGAAGCAGGAGGAAGUGCUGCACAUACUGCAUGGCCUGGGCUGGACCCUGCGGGACUACGUCCGAGGAUACAUCCUUCAGGACGCUGCUGGCAAAGUACUGGACCGCUGGGCCAUCAUGUCUCGAGAGGAGGAGAUCAUCACCCUUCAGCAGUUUCUGCGGUUUGGGGAAACAAAAUCCAUUGUGGAGCUGAUGGCAAUUCAGGAGAAAGAAGGGCAGGCUGUGGCCGUGCCGUCUUCAAAGACAGACUCGGAUAUAAGGACUUUCAUUGAGAGCAAUAAUCGCACCAGGAGUCCUAGCCUCCUUGCUCACUUAGAGAACAGCAAUCCUUCUAGCAUUCAUCAUUUUGAAAACAUACCAAACAGCCUUGCAUUUCUGCUUCCAUUCCAGUAUAUAAACCCCGUCUCGGCCCCACUGUUAGGUUUGCCCCCCAACGGGCUGCUUUUAGAGCAGCCAGGACUGAGGCUGCGGGAACCUAGCAUUUCAACCCAGAAUGAAUAUAAUGAGAGCAGUGAGUCUGAGGUAUCUCCCACGCCAUAUAAGAGUGAUCAGACCCCCAAUAGAAAUGCCCUGACCAGCAUCACUAACGUGGAACCCAAAACCGAGCCAGCAUGUGUCUCCCCCAUUCAGAAUUCUGCCCCAGUCAGUGAUCUAAGCAAAACCGAACACCCAAAAAGUUCAUUCCGGAUUCACCGUAUGAGAAGGAUGGGGUCAGCCUCAAGGAAAGGAAGGGUCUUCUGUAACGCCUGUGGGAAGACAUUCUAUGACAAAGGUACUCUGAAAAUUCACUAUAAUGCUGUCCACCUGAAGAUCAAGCACCGAUGUACCAUCGAAGGCUGCAACAUGGUCUUUAGCUCCCUUCGGAGCCGGAAUCGCCACAGUGCGAACCCCAACCCCCGCCUUCACAUGCCUAUGCUAAGGAAUAACCGAGACAAAGAUUUAAUUCGGGCGACAUCAGGAGCCGCCACCCCAGUCAUAGCAAGUACAAAGUCAAAUCUCACACUCACGAGUCCUGGCCGGCCCCCGAUGGGUUUUAGCACUCCUCCCCUAGACCCUGUCUUACAGAACCCUCUCCCUAGCCAGCUCGUAUUUUCUGGGCUAAAGACUGUACAACCAGUCCCUCCUUUUUAUAGAAGUUUACUUACUCCAGGAGAAAUGGUGAGUCCUCCAACCUCCCUCCCAACCAGUCCCAUCAUUCCAACCAGUGGUAGCAUAGAGCAGCACCCUCCUCCACCGUCUGAGCCAAUGGUGCCAGCAGUGAUGAUGGGCACUCAUGAACCCAGUGCUGACCUGGCACCUAAGAAAAAGCCUAGGAAGUCAAGCAUGCCUGUGAAAAUCGAGAAGGAAAUCAUUGAUACAGCUGACGAGUUUGAUGAUGAAGAUGAUGACCCUAAUGAUGGUGGGACUGUGGUCAAUGACAUGAGCCACGACAAUCAUUGUCAUUCCCAAGAGGAGAUGAGCCCAGGCAUGUCUGUGAAGGACUUUUCUAAGCAUAAUAGGACCCGGUGCAUUUCAAGAACUGAAAUAAGAAGGGCUGACAGCAUGACAUCUGAGGACCAGGAGCCGGAGCGGGACUACGAGAAUGAGUCUGAGUCUUCAGAGCCUAAACUGGGUGAGGAAUCCAUGGAAGGGGAUGAGCACAUCCAUAGUGAGGUGAGCGAAAAAGUCCUGAUGAGCAGUGAGAGGCCCGAUGAGAACCACAGUGAGCCAUCUCACCAGGACGUCAUCAAGGUAAAGGAAGAGUUCACAGACCCCACCUACGACAUGUUUUACAUGAGCCAGUACGGACUCUACAACGGCGGGGGAGCCAGCAUGGCUGCCCUGCAUGAAAGCUUUACAUCGUCUCUGAACUAUGGAAGCCCUCAAAAGUUCUCCCCUGAAGGUGACCUGUGCUCCAGUCCAGACCCCAAAAUCUGUUACGUGUGCAAGAAGAGCUUCAAAAGCUCCUACAGUGUGAAGCUGCACUACAGGAACGUUCACUUAAAGGAGAUGCAUGUGUGCACCGUGGCUGGCUGCAACGCUGCCUUCCCCUCCCGUCGAAGCAGAGACAGACACAGUGCCAACAUAAACCUGCAUCGUAAACUGUUGACCAAAGAACUCGAUGACAUGGGCCUGGACUCAUCGCAGCCCUCCCUUAGCAAGGACCUCCGGGAUGAAUUUUUGAUGAAGAUCUAUGGUGCCCAGCACCCUCUGGGGCUUGAUGUCAGGGAAGACGCCUCCUCUCCCGCAGGGACAGAAGACUCCCACCUGAAUGGGUAUGGGAGAGGCAUGGCGGAGGACUACAUGGUCCUUGACCUGAGCACCACCUCCAGCCUCCAGUCCAGCAGCAGCGUCCAUUCCUCCAGAGAAUCAGAUGCGGGCAGCGAUGAGGGGAUCCUUCUCGACGACAUUGACGGGGCGAGUGACAGCGGGGAGUCUGCACACAAGGCCGAGGCCCCCACCCUCCCUGGCAGUCUAGGGGCUGAAGUUUCAGGAUCGCUGAUGCUCGGCAGCUUGUCUGGGAGCAAUGGCGGGGUCAUGUGCAACAUCUGCCGCAAAAUGUACAGCAACAAGGGGACCCUGAGGGUCCACUACAAGACCGUGCAUCUGCGGGAGAUGCACAGAUGCAAAGUCCCGGGCUGCAGCAUGAUGUUUUCCUCCGUGCGGAGCCGGAAUCGGCACAGCCAGAACCCCAACCUCCACAAAAACACUCCCUUUACUUCCAUAGAUUAGUCCCAGAACGGACCCCACAGAUGCCAGCUCUCACCAGACGGCCUACAUGUUCGAACCGCCAUAGCCAGUGCGUGCUCCCACAGUGGGGCACAUACGUGUGUGUGUACAUAUGUAUGCCUCUGUGUCUACACUUGUGCACACACAUUUUUUUUUCUUUAGAUAAAAAUGAUAAAUACUAGGUGCUUUUGAAAUUUUUUUUUCUUUUUCCUUUAUAGUUUUGGGAGAGGGUGGAUCUUUUACUUGGGGUGAAAAUAGAGUACCCCUUUCAACACACACAUACACCUACAUACACACGUACACACAUAUGCACACAUGCAAACACAUACACACAUGUAUACACACACACAGCGUGCAACUAGCCCCAAUUUUGAUAAAAUAAUUCUUGAUCGUCUCCAAAAGGACAUUUUGUUGUACCUAUGACUGUUGCCUGCAAAAAAAAUAAAUGAAUAAAUAAAAGGGGGGGAAGAGAAAAGAAACAAAAAGAACUUCUUAUAGUUGUCUUUUGUGAACAUUAAGGUUUUGAGAGAAUCUUUAAUUAAAGCAUGGCAGAUUCACCUGUAAAUAUUUAGCCUUUCGAGGCCUAUGAUGUAAAACAAUUGUAUUGAUGGUUGUUUAACUCUUCUUUAAUUUUGACAGUUACAUCCAGCUGUUAGGUAUGCAGGAAAUAAAUAGUUUGCUGGCUAGUUCUAUUCAUUUUUGUUAGCAUUAACGCACAUUUUCUUUAAAAAAAAAAACAAAAAAAAAAAACAUGGUCUUGUUUUUACUACCUGUUAGAUAUAGUGAUAAAGAUGUGCUGGCAUGCUUCACAGCACAGAUCUGAUUUUUUACAAUGUCCUGUACUAGUACAUAAGUCCAGUCAUGCACUUUUUCAUACACUACGUGGGGAUGUGUAAUAUCCAUGCUUCUUUUUAUCCUUAAACUACCACCAUACUUCAAUAAGUAUCUUUUUAAAAAACAAAAACAAAAACAAAAAAAAACAACCCGCUUGUAUAAAAAUGGUCUGAUCAGUAAAGGGCACAAAUGCCAAACAAAAAGUAUUAGUGUUAACACAAAAGUGCCAACUUUGCACAAGUUUUCAGAAAAGAAAAUACAGUUAGUCAUUCAACAUAACCACAGGCUAACUUUUUGGCCACCAGAAAACCACCACCACUACCACAACAACAACAACAAAAAACUUGGGUGAUUCUUUGGAGUGCAGAAUGUUAUUAGAGUCAACAUUGUAUCCUUCCUCUGUACAUGUUAAAUUACAUAAAAGGAAAACAAAAUAAUGUGGUGUGAAACAGCCGAAGCAUUUCUUCUGUAGAGGCAGGGUAACAUCUCGGGAUACAAUAGCCCAAAUUGCUCACUACAGGAACAAAGCUAGAUACAGUAAGAGAGCUGAGCACUCCCGUCUAAGGCCCUAACCCUUAUCCCUUAAAAAGAAAGAAAAAGCCUAAGCUGGGUUCGUCUGUUAUGUGGCUGUCUCAUUUGUCGAAAAUUCUGCAGUAGCACUGAAGUCAGGCCUGCUUAAUAGACAAAAUCAAAAGCCGCUUCACAGCAGCUGUUCUUGGAAGCUCUGAAAACACAUUGAACUUGAAUUGAGCAGCACUCUUCUCCAAGCGGCAGGAGAGGGGCAGACAGGAUCUUACUGUGUAGUGUUUUGUGUUUCCCCAUGUCAGAGAGACAUGAAAGCAAGCCUGGAACCAAGCAGUUGAGAGAGCAAGGGGGCUGGGGAGGGAGACUGCUCCAAACCUUUUUGUUUUGUUUUGUUUCUGAUGUUUACACAUGUUGCCUGAGCUGGUUAACCACACUGGCAGCCUGGGCUACGACAGCAGACUGACUAAAUGAUGAUAUUUACUCGACUUUGUCCGCAGCCCGAACUGCUGGGGUGUGCUUGCAGAGUGGGCUUUAUCAGAUUGUUUUCUUUGGGGAAGGGUGGGGUAAAUACUAGUACUUUCUCAAACUACAUAAUAGAAAGAGAAUGUAUUUCUUUUCUGCAUUUAAUGGCCUCAAACAUUUCUCCCAUCAGUCUAAAGCUUAGAAAUGCUUUUUGUUUCAAUUUUUCAUAUCAUUUCUGUUUUUCAUGUUUUGCAAUUUUUUUUCUGUGCUCACAUCAGCAUUCACUUGCGUUAAAUUUGCCAAAGGAAACUGUUGAUUUGUUUCUGUUAUUAUUCCUGUGCGACUUAUUGUACCUCACAGUAUUUAUUUUUUUUCCAAAAUUAAGCAUCAUUCAUUGGGGGUUCCAGAUUUUUUGUUGUUGUUUGUUUUUUAGAACAGUAGACUAUUAGAGAUGAGCUAGGUGUUCCUAAAACUUUAUCUUUGUCUCCUUCUGAAGACGCCAUGGGAUCUACUUGCUUCUUCAUUUAUUCCACCUUGAGGAAAGUCCAGAAGCAUUUGCAGUACAAAAGUAUCACACACAACGUCUGUUAAAUGACAAAUGUUUACGGUAAAAAGCUGAGGAAUUAGUAAGAACUGUUUCUGUUUCCUUGUACCUUUGAUUUUCCUAAAGCUUACUUGCUUUAUUUUGAUGUUGUGUUAAACUGAACAAACAGAUGUGUUUCUUUGUUUUAUAACAUACAAGACUCUGUACAGUAUGUUUGUGAAAGAUUGAACUAGAAGAAUGAACAUUUGUUUGCAAACAUCUGGUCCUUUAGCAUUCUCUAUAAUGCGUUCUUGCCUGUUACCAAGCGCUGGAUUGAAAGGGCUGAAACACAUUGUUACAGUCUCAACAGAAAUCAUGGAAACCGUCUUGUCGAGUGUGUGUAGACUAAACUACACCUUGUUUUGUGAACACUAAUAUGCAUCUGUGUUUGAGCAACUUCCAAGUGUUACAUUCUUAGAGCUGUGAGAAUUCAUCUCUACAAAAACCAGUGUUUUAGUCUGUUUAAUUGACUGUCUGGUAAAAUGUCCAAUGGUCCUCUUGAGUGAAUCACCUAGCUGUCAGAAGGUCACAUCAGCCAGCAAACCAGGCUCAGGACAAGCAUUUGUCACUGGCCAUACACCUGGCUAAUGUCUGUGGCCAGAUAGAAAAGGUACAGAAGUAACUAGAUUAUAGAAGUAGUUUCCUUUGCUAGGAAGUGUGAAUGUGUACACCUGUUAGUCAGAAAUGACGCUAGAACCUGGGCAGAUGGCACUUUCUGAGUAUGCCCUUAUUAGCUACUACUUUUGUGCCUCACAUGCCCAGUUGUUAUGCUGACCCAGUAUAAAGUCUGUCUGCGUAUAAGGGACAGGAGAAGUAAGUGGAUGCAGCACAUGAAAUGCUAAAUUGUGAGACGUCCGAUUAUGCUCCCAGAGUACGGCUUAUUCUUGGGUCUGCGUGGGUGCAGCGCUGUGACUAAACUAAUAUUUCUCCCGAGGACAGCAGCUCCAAGGCUCACUACGUGCAGAGGAUAGGAUGAAGAGACCAGCCAAGCUCUUCACCUCUGCCCAUUCCUACUUGUUUAUUUGUUGAUAAGAGUUUCCUUUCCCUAAGCAGUUUCGAGCUACAUCCAUCUCUUUCCGGCUGAAAAUUCAUAGGAACGUACAUUUUCAUUCGGGUAGCUUUCUCCCAUUUGAUUUGAUUUUCGCCCAGGCUUUGUCACUGAUACAGAGUUAGGCAGUACUAGUUGUGCAUGCUCUUCAGCUGAUGUGGAAGUAUACAGUUUCGAUCAUUUUAUGUUUUUGUAAAUAUUAGAAAGGCUGGGUCCACUUUGGGGAGUGUCUGCAUGCUGUGGAGGGGGGAGAAAGAGAGCAAGGAAAGAGAUAAUAAGUAAUUUGGCUUUGAAAAUGUGGUGAAAGCGCCUGACAUUCUUGUUCUGCUAGUAAUUGUAUUUAAAUAAACCAGCUUCACAUAGCUCAUCCCCAGUCUUAGUGCAGCUGCCCUGGUCAGCGUGAUCCUUUCUUAAGAUUUGAGUGUAUAAACACUUUCCUUCUCAACAUGACUAACAUCUUUUUAGAAACCAGUGUUAGCAUAGCAGUGUCACGUGACUUCUCUAGUCAGGCUUUCCAGUAAAAGGAGGAAGGCAUUUCACCAGUUGUAGCCCAUAAGUGUACACAUUGUUGGGAAAGAAAAGGUCUGAAUCUAUGAAGAAUGGACUAGCUGAGAAGCGUGCCCUCAUUGGACUCAGGAGAAAUCAUUCAUGCCACCUAAUAAAAUAGCAUUUCCCUCCUCUUCGUCUGUGUACUCCAUAGAUGCAUGCCAGGCAGAUAGAUGAGAAUAAGGGCCCUUGGCGAUUCAAACGUAGACAAGCCAAUAAUCAGACUGGGAUGGGCACAGCAUACCUGAGCAGCUCUUGACUGCAUCACGUCUGCCAGCUGAAUGACAGUAAACAGAAUACAUCUGUCCUAAGGCAUGUAGCAUAUGCUCUUGUAAAAGAACAAGACACCCAGGAGAGAGGCAGGCUUCCGUCCUGUGACCACACCCUGUUCUCUAGAGUUUUUUAAAAUUACGGCAAUUUUAAUUACUUUGCCCUUCCCCAAACUAGAAAUAUUUAAAUGAGUGGAUUUUGUUCCUUCCCUUUCAGUCUUUGUUUUUAGCAGGAAGGAUCUAACUGAGCAAGGAGGACAAGAAAAGACUGGUGCCAAAAAACAAACAACAACAACAAAAAACCCAAAAAACAAAACCCAAAACCAAACAAGCAAACACACUGGAGGGGCUGCAGUCCUUGUAGAAGAAGUAUCUAGAGGACAGGGUCUGGCCCUGCCUGGAGUGUACCUGGAAAUGAAAAAGUUAAUGCAUUACAACUGUUUGUCCAGCAGAGAAAUCUAAGUCAGUUCCCGCUGUUCCCUGUGGCCAGACUUAAGAUAUCUUAAAAAGUUCCUUCUGGGUCUGGAUAGCCAGAAAGGACAAGUGUGAGUUUGCGGGUUGCUCUUCUUUUCUUUCUGAGUAGGAAGCAAUGGCCAGGGUUCCUUGGGACCACAAAGAUGCAGCCUAGGUUAAAAGACCAAUGGUGAAACCUACUUGUUGGAAUGGUGAUGAGUGGGGUCGAAGCGAGUGGUCUGCGUGUGCACACUGCAGCAUCCUAGGAAGUUGUCAUCAUGGAACCGUGUCCUCAGGGUUUUGAGAUCAGAAUGGAAGCUGACACGCAAAGGUCACUGGUUUCACUUUUUUUUUCCUCAGAAUUUGAACACUCUUGCUCCUGUCAAUGUUAAAGUAUAUCUGACGUGUCCUAGACUCCUGUCCACCCUUCCUGCCCUUGCAGAGACUUCACUAUCAUUAUGUUAUGUUGUUCCCACUAACAGCUGACCAGUGGCUCAUCCUCCAUGUUCUUGUCCACACAUGAAGCCCUCCUUGCAUCCUUUUAUCCUCUGUCUUCUCACAAUUUACACAAAAUUAUUUUUAUGGUCCUUCUGAAAUAAUUGGAUGAUAGAUACUAUCUUUUGGACACUUAUUUUUUUUAAUUGCAAAUGCUUAAUAACAGGGCUUAAAAAGUCAGACAUUUUUACAGGAAUACUAAAUGGAGUCAUUGUUAUUGUUCAUGAUAAUUAAAUAUAGACAUGUAUAUAUAAAACAUAUAUUUGAAGCAACACACUGUAGUUGCCAUAAAGCAAUCUUUAUUCUUUUUCAAAGUGUUCUUGUAAAUUCAUUUGACCUUUACUGCAGGAAAGAAAUUAUAUAGGGUUCAGGACAAGGCUCAGUUUGUAACAAAUAGUGGACCAUUACAGACAGGAAAGGCAAAAGCCAGGCCUUAGCAGCAAGAAGCUUCAGUUCAAUUUCACCUCAUAUCUUUCUAAUAACUUACUUGUCACUUUAUUACCUUCCAGUAAUGUGAACGCUGCUGACAAGACUGUCACACUAACAGCAGACAACACCCUCUCUUCUCCUGCCCCAGCUCUCCUGGCUACUUAUUGCCCUGGCCCUGGAGGGACACAAACUAAUAGUGUGCUUUCCAGUUCAGCACUUGGCCAUCAAAUAUAAAAGGAUGCGUAAUUGCCUGUUUAUCCCUGGUGAAGGGGAAAUUGAGUAGAGGGCUAGGCUUUCCCACCAGUUCCCUGCUCUACACACUCAUUCUCAGUCUGCCUGCCUCCUCUGUCUCUCCUGUCUCCUGCCAUCCCCUCUAACCCCCGCCUCUCUCUGUCUUUUCUCCAACACAGAAGCACAAUGUAUGCCUACUGUGUGUUUAGGAAACUGGAGAUCGAUCCUCCGCUCCCCCGGCUAGUAAGCGGACAGGUGACUUCUUACAUAAAAGGUCAAUAGAGAGUUCCUGUUUGACUCUUCUGUUUCUUUGAAACAGGAAUUCAAUCCAGUGCCCAUCCAUUUGGGGAGCGUUGGGUGUGGCCCUGCAGUCAGAGAAAAUUCCCCUGCAAAUCAGUGGCAUCAGCAGGAGUAGGUUGCCAGUAUUCUGGGAGGAAAGGGUUAAAAUACUUUUCUUUCUGGUCAAAAGUGUGUGUUGUAAACAAACUGCAUAUGAAUGGUGGCUGAAAAACACCAGGGAUGUUUAAAUCUCUGGCACCAAACCACUUUCUAAACAUAUACAGAUAUCUCUCAAUAACAGACUCCAAAUCCGUAUUUAACAAGAUGGAUUAACCUUUGUUUACCAAACUGAGCUGACAAUCAGAAUAAAAUAAGACUCAAUUCUUUCAACAUUUGCCAUAAAAAAAAAAAUGAAGAUCUUACAUGUGAUAGGUAAAUUGUCCAUUUUGGAAAAUUUGGAGAGGCCCAAGCUUUACAAAAGCGAAGAGCAAAGGUGUGAAGGAAGUACAGUGAAAAUGUUAGGCUCCGGAAUACCUUGAACCCAAAUGCUGUGUCACAUUGGUGAUUUCUGAACACAGGACUGCUUAGAAGGCGGUUCAGCGUGGCUACUUAGUGAGUGAAUGAAAUGCAGGCUGCAUUUGCACAGCAUCACAGAGGAGCUGGGGGACGCCAUGCUUACUCCCAACUCCCACGGCAGACCCUCCUUUGAGAAGUAAUGUAACACACGGAGGCCGCGUCUUCGUGGUAGACUUUUUGCAAGGAGAGGACGUCAGCAGUUUUUGGAACAGGUAGCAUCAGGUCUAUGUUGACAGGGCUGUGCUUAGUCACUUCAUGAGCCAGUCUGGGGACUGAGAAGAAAAGCACUUUGAAAAAGGACUUUGGGUCUGAGUAAUGGCAGUUAAAGGCAGUUUGUUGACUUGAUUUUUAUUUUUUUUUAAGUUCCCUCGUGUGUAUUUAUAAUAAGCAGUUACCAAACAUGUUAAGAAAUUGUAAUUAAGAACUCAGUUGCCAAAAUUGCACAAAUUCUGCUAGUUAAUAACUAGCUUUGUCCCCUGAGCUGUAAGUAACGGGGAUACAUGAGGACAUUCUAUAGUCGUAAUGCUUUCUUUAGCUGAGAAUCAUCGAAGGGAAGGAAGAGCAGAAAAUGGUAUUUUGACAAAAAUGGAGAGACGUAGAUAGUAUAAAAGUAUAUUUCUUCAAGAUAGAGAGAAUCUAAGUGCUAGACCAAGGUUUUAUAAGGCUUCCUGUUGCCAAAUGUGAUGCUGACUAAAUACACCGCUCAGAUGGCAAAGGCAUCAAUUAUUAACCGGCUCUGCCCACUUCUGUUAUGGAAUGCAGGGGUGAGAGGAUGCUCUGGGGCCCUCGGGAGUGGGAGAGAGCUCUACUCCACUGGCUUCAGAAAGGUUUUCAAGAAGGUGAAGACUCCUCCAGCCCUAGCAUUCCCUCACCCACCCUGCAAGGUGACCUGACCUGGCACCAUCUUUGUGGGCACUAACUUUUUCCUGCCGCUUCCUUGUUAGGAGACAAGGCAUCCCCCUACCCACUCCCGAAUCAGUGCAGUAGCUUGUGUCAGCGCUGAUUCACACAAGGCACGAUGCUCUUGAACUCCCAGCCAAUGUGCUGAAUUAAUAGGUUCACUUGAGAUGUAUAGACCAAGACUGACUGUUUAUUCUUUUCAAUCUCAUACUGUUCUCGAACAUUUUUGCAUGUCUUUGUACAGAGUCAUUCAUUCCUCUCAUUGCCUGUCUUGAUCUCCUCUGGCUUUUCAACUACUCUCCCUCUUGCCCUUUGCCCUCCCGAUGUUAUCCCUCCCCCCCCCCCCAAAUAAAUCUUUUCUGGGGCAACCGGUUAGAACACUUCCUCUCUUGUCCUGGUUUUGAUCACUUUGGAUACGUGUGUGUGUCCUACCCUGCCCAGGUUUACAUAACGUGAAUUAAGCAAACGAGAUGUUCCAGUAUUAUGUAUUAACACGAUAGGACUAGGACUCAGUCUUCAGUGCACUCGCUUUCCUGUGCAAACGUUGGUUCUCCUGUCAUGCAGCGGAAACUACCCUCACCCCACCAGAGCCAGUCUUAACUGCUGUGGGAGAGCUUAGUGUGGGUCAGAGAAGCAAGGGGGAUUGAGAAACUGGGCAAGACUUGGGUCUGGGGGACGUGGCGAGGCCCCUCCCUGGGCUAAGACAACACGGAACUAUUUCCCCUACUCAACCCUCUGGUGUAUCUCUUAAUGACAAAAGCGCUGGACUCAGCUUUUAUAUUCCACGCUGAAAAUGGAUAAAGGAACUUGAAGUAUCUUGAGAGAAAGAAUUUUUAAGCAGAUAUGUCCCCCCUCUGACCUAGAGUUCAGGGGUUUGGUCUUUUUUUUUUUGUUUCUAUUCUCAUUUGCAUCAAAGUUUCUUCCACCAUGCCUGCAGAACCAAAAUCUGUAUCAGGAAAGGCAACUGCGCCAAGAUGGGACAGCUUCAUCCCCUACCUAAUGAUUGUGACGUCCGUAGCUUCAUGAAUACUGUAUGUAUUUUAAUCAAGGGUUUUGUUUUUUGUUUCAAUUUGUGGUUUGUUUUUAUUAGUAGUCUAAGGUAAUUGAAAUUGUUUAUUUACUAUUUCCUUCGUUGUAUUUUCUGUACUAUAACUGUCUACAGUAUGUCUUUUGCAUAAAAUGCAUAAGGGUUUGGGGAUGUAAAUGGAAUUUUAUUCAUAUUUUGUCCAAAUACCUCUUGUAAUUUGUAUCAAAAUUCUUGUACAAUUUUUAUAUUAAAAAUUUAUCAGUCA
Messenger RNA from Meriones unguiculatus (Mongolian gerbil), 12403 nucleotides. It is a transcript of the gene Bnc2, whose product is annotated as basonuclin zinc finger protein 2. Bases 101 to 3484 code for a protein of 1127 amino acids. Lineage: Eukaryota; Metazoa; Chordata; Mammalia; Rodentia; Muridae. The transcript has 8 exons. Gene Ontology annotation, cellular component: nucleus. The record is from RefSeq and is a predicted model, not a curated record. Gene Ontology annotation, biological process: regulation of DNA-templated transcription.